CGUAGGACGUAGAAUAGCACUCAAGUGAGGUCAAACAAUGGCUGAUUUCGAGCUUAUCCACUCUCAGCUACUGCUGAGCAUUCCAUUGGAAUCCCAAACUCUUCCAAAAGUUACUUCUCUGGGCUCCGAGGCUCUUCAGUUCUUUGCACUCUGUGAACCUCAUCGCCUGUUUGAAACCACUCAGGUGAAGCAGCUUUUGGACCAGACGGUCAAUUUCUUGAACUCAGACGGUGCCUUGAAUGAGAGGACGAGAAAGUUGGCGGUGGAUUUGUCUAACAGGGAUAAGGAAACCUCCCUGUUGAUUGCGAUUGCAUCGUUGUUGAUCUUUGUUCAAAAUAACUAUACCGGCCCACAAUGUCCACUUGUUGCGACUGCAGUCUUUUCUCAGACCGAUGGAAGCGUUGAAGCACUUGGUUCCUAUGGUCAGCCAGCAUAUGAGCUCUCAGAGGAUUCCUUUUGGCUCUUGUUGUCACUGCACUUGCUGGAAGUGUUGAGCUCCACUCAAAACUCUUUACUCUUGGAUCAACUACAACCAGAGGACUAUGCUAUGUCCUCGGUCCCUACAGACUCGUUCGGCUGUGUUGUGAACUGGUGGAGAUGUAGAGCAUUACUGGUCCAAUGCUCGUUGUACCAUGAGCUCUCAGGGCCUCAUAUCACCGUGUGUUCUACCUUAUUGGAUGAAAGCCUGCUUAAGCCCUUGAUUCCAUCUUUACCUGGGAAGAUCGCUAAGGACUUGACUGUAAUGUUCCACUUAGAGAAGGCUAAGACCCUUGUUGAGUGCAACUUGGAACAUUUAGCACCUCAAGAGCUUGUCCAAGCUCAACAAUUGACAAAGUUUGAGUUCGUACUCACGGGUGCGAGGGCUAAGAGAACUAAAUUCCAACAGGUUGCACAUUCUUCGCUGCUGAUAUUGGCUAAAUCGAACUACUUCAACAAUGUACAGCAUGAAUACAACCAUGAGGACACACCAGAGAACUUUGAAUUGAACUCUGAUUUGCUCUUGGAAAGACCAUUCUAUGAAGACGUUGGAAAGGAAGAUCCUGAUCAACAGAUCUAUAAGAAGUUCAAACCUGAUGACCAGACACCAGUGGAUUACAGUGAGCUUCUACCACACACACUUGUUCAGGAGGAUAUUCCUGAGUCUCUCAAAGCUCAAGACCCAAAUAACCCACCGAACUUAUCUGACUUCGAUAACUUGCAACUGCUGUUGAGAUUGUAUACAAUCAGGGCUACUUCACCCUCCGGUGACCCACUCAUCGAGGAACAACUCAUGUCCUUAGUUUCUCGAGUAAUAUACCAGUCCAAAACCACGGGUGUUAACUAUACGAUCUUUUCUCGUGGUCUUUGGGAAAGAUCGUUGUUAGAGACCAAUAAGGCAAGAACCAUUGAACGUGGUAUCCUACAGAUGCAAUCUCUGAUUGAGGAGAUUGGAUUGAAGAUUAAAUCCAGAUAUAUUCCUGCAAAUAACUCUAUGGAUUCUGAAAAAGAGAAGGAGGUGAAGAACAGGAUCAGAUACGUUUUCCAAUUGCCAUUGCUACCAAGAUGGUCACUUGAUUCUAAGUUGGCUGAGAAAUUCAUGUCAAUGGGUAUAGUUAAAAGUGCCAUUGAGAUCUAUGAAAGAUUGGGAUUAGACACAGAUGUUGCAUUGUGCCAUGCAUCUAUUGGCGAGGAGAACAUCGCCAAACAGAUUAUAGCAAAGAGACUACAAGAACAUCCAAAUGAUGCUAGGGCAAUGAGUAUAAUGGGAGAUCUGACAGAGGAUCCAGUCUAUUGGUUGAAGGCUUGGGAUGUUGGUAGAUAUUGGAAGGCUAAGGUUUCCCUUGGUAAAUUCUACUAUUACGCUACAGCUCCAGGCAUUGCAAAGGAUAUAUCUGCGGCAUUGGACCAUUUGCACGAUGCAUUGACUAUAAAUCCAUUGAACUUUGAUACCUGGUUCUUUUAUGGUUGUCUGGGACUGGAAUCAUCCCAGUUUGAGCUCUCUGCAGAGGCAUUCUCCAGGUGCGUUGCCAUUGAUGAGACGUCUGCCAAUGCCUGGUCCAAUUUGGCAACUUCCCUGCUGAGAUUGAACAAGCUGAAAGAGGCCUUCAGUGCACUGAAGAAAGCAACGAGUACCAGUGAAGGCCGCAAUUGGAGGCUUUGGGAGAAUUACUUGGUUGUUGCAGCUAAAUUGGGUGAAUGGGAUGAAGUUCUGUGGGCCUGUAAGCAACUGGUUAACUUCAAGAAGGACUCCAGUGGUGAAGGGUCUGUGGAUAUCCCUGUUGUUGAGAAGUUGGUGGAGAUCCUCGUUGCCUCUGAUUACCACGAGGAUAACCUCACGUUCUUCCAGAGAAACUGUGUUGAAUUCACCACCGUGACGUUACCAGGCGUGAUAAAUACAAACUCAAGGCUCUGGAGAAUCAUUGCAAGGGUUGAGCUUUGGAGAAGGAGACCAUGGGCCUCUUUGGAGUGCUACGAGAAGGCAUACAGAGCACAGUCACACUUACCAGACUUGGAAACAGACGAAGCUGUUUGGAAUGAAACUGUUGAUGCCUGUGCUGAUCUAUGUUCUGCUUAUGAGUCCCUUGGUGAAAUGCCAGGUCGUUUGGGAGCAGGAGAUGUUGUCUGUAAAGACUGGAAGUAUAAGGCUAAGCAGACCAUAAAGUCACUCAUGUCAAAGGGAAGAACGUCAUGGGAAGAUUCUGAUGGAUGGAACAAAUUGAUUGAAACGAGAGAUAACCUAUAGAUGAUGAUAAAAUGGGAAAACUUUUAUUGUUUAUAAAUAGCCUUUGUUGUAUUCUUCUUCUUCUUUUCUUCUUGAUCUAGUUCUUAAUUUAUCUCCAUGAAGAAUCUUCCUUCGCUUAUGGCCUCCUCUGACAUAGUCUUGGUACACUCUUUCAAGAUCUUUGCCUGUUUUGCAAUCUCACCAAGCUUACUGAUAACAACCUCGUUACCUUCAACAAA
This is a messenger RNA of Williopsis jadinii, 2940 nucleotides long. It is a transcript of the gene EMW1, whose product is annotated as tetratricopeptide repeat-containing protein EMW1. Gene Ontology annotation, molecular function: protein binding. The coding region runs from base 38 to 2722 and encodes 894 amino acids. The record is from RefSeq and is a predicted model, not a curated record. The transcript has a single exon. NCBI's taxonomy places the organism in Eukaryota, Fungi, Ascomycota, Saccharomycetes, Phaffomycetales, Wickerhamomycetaceae.